This is a messenger RNA of Suillus plorans, 1119 nucleotides long. RefSeq lists its product as uncharacterized. Bases 1 to 1119 code for a protein of 372 amino acids. The record is from RefSeq and is a predicted model, not a curated record. Gene Ontology annotation, molecular function: RNA binding. The transcript is spliced from 2 exons. Lineage: Eukaryota; Fungi; Basidiomycota; Agaricomycetes; Boletales; Suillaceae.
AUGUCUUCAACUCCCAAGCUCACCAAACGCCAAAAGAAGGGCAUAGCUUUCCGCGAGGGCAAAGGCAAAUCAAAAAACCAAGGAGACCUGGAGCACGAUGUCCCUAUUCUCGAACUUCAGGACCUUAUUGACAGUCGGGCUAGCGGUGAGGAGGGUGGGGAGGUCAUUCAAGGCGCUCAAAGGAGUGUUGGGGGGGAAAGCAAAGGAAGGAAAGAGGCCCUGGUUCAGAAGGACGGAGAGAAAGAAGGGCUGGUGGUGGCAACGAAAAAGAGAAAGAGGGAAGUUGCGGAAGAUGCACAAGGAGCCGGAGAUCUAGAGGGAGAGGAUGGGCCGUCGGGGAAGCGGGGAGUUAAGAGAACCAAAGGAGAUGCUGGGGAUGUUGCAGAGGAUGCUGAGCAGGGAGAGUCAAAAAUUGAAAAAUCAAAACAACGUUUUAUUCUGUUUCUUGGUAUGAUCGAGCAUCCUGGGGAGUCCCUCUGCUUAACUGACACCUUGACCUCAGGAAAUCUUAAAUAUACCACCACUUUAGAAUCAAUAGAGGCUCACUUCGCAGCAUGCGAUCCACCACCUACUGUCCGUUUACUUGCACCUAAACCAGCUGCUAAUAAACCACCUUCAAGACCCGUGAUGAAAUCCAAGGGAUGCGCUUUCCUUGAAUUCAGGCAUCGCAAUGCUCUUCAGCAGGGCCUCAAACUGCACCACUCCAAUUUGGAUGGUCGUCAGAUCAACGUUGAACUUACUGCUGGUGGUGGCGGCAAAGGCGAAGCGAGGCUGUCGAAGUUGAAGGAACGGAACAAGGAGUUGGAGAGUCAGCGAGUGAGCCAUGUUCCCAGCGUAGUCUACUUGGUGCUAAGUAACUUAAUUGCACAGCAAAAACAACUCCAGAAGAAAGCCAAUUCAAAAGGUGAAGAGCCAACGUCUAGGAUGGAUGCGGCAAAGAGAUUCUCUACAACAUCAGGCGCCGAUCAGGAGGUGCAGAAAAAGCGGACGUGGACGGUCGGUGACGCGGAAGACUCCACGACACAUCGCGGGGGAAAGAAGCACGCGAAGGCUGAUAAAGCACGGCGGACCAAAAGCAAAGAUUGGGGUACUGGUGUUAAUGCUAUCCCUGUUGGCUGA